GAGUGAUUAUUAAUCUAUCAAGGACAACACAAAAAAAAAUAUAUUAAUUUGAGUUUUUUAUUAUACCAUAUAUUUAAACUUUUUUUGUUUGUUUUUUUUUUUUUUUUGUUCUUAAUAAACAAUGCUGCCACGUUAAUUUUUGAUUAGAUGUAAUCAAAAAAAAAUAAAUAUUUUUUUCAUUUAUUUAUUUAUUUUUUUAUCUCAUAUCAAAGUGCAUGUGUGUAUGUGUUGUUUAUGUGUGUGUGUGUCAUGAACAAAAUGGCCGACAUGAUGAUAAUAAUAGUAUAAUAAUGUGAAUCAUCCCAAAAAAAAAAAAAAAAUAAAUAAAAUGACAAACUAGUUUUGUCAAUAAAAAAAAAAAAAAAAAGAGAGACGAAAAAAAAAAAAAUACACAUACACAAUUAAAACGAGGGAGAAAGAAAUAUUUUAUAUAAAUAAAUUAGAGUGUUGUUAAUUGAGUUGUAUUUUGUAAUGAUAUUUAAGUGAUUAAAAAAUCCAUUUUUAACAGUGCUAAUUUAAAUGUAAAAUUGUCUUCGUUUUACACACAGUGACACAACCUCAAUUUUAAGCUGAGAGAGAGAAAAAAAAAAAAAAAAGAAAAUAAACCAUUCUUGGAGUAACAUGAUAACUUGAUAUUUUUUUAAAAAUAAAAAUAUAAAAUUCAUUCAAAUAAUAUAAAAAAUUAAAUGUUAUUAAUUAUUUUGAAAUUGCUUAUGAUUGAUAAUUAAUUAAUAAUGGCUAAUACGGGUGUUUUACCAUUUGUUCGUGGAGUUGAUUUUAGCAGCAAUGAUUUUGGAGGUGAUAAAUUUCCUCCAUCAGUUAGAUUAAUGACUGGUAUACAAUGGCUAAAAUUGGAUAAAACAAAUUUAACUGAAAUACCAGAAGAAAUGGGAAAGCUGUUAAAACUGGAACAUUUAUCACUUGUUAAAAAUAAUUUAGAACGUCUUUAUGGUGAAUUAACAGAAUUAAAUUGUUUACGUACAUUAAAUAUACGUCAUAAUAAUAUAAAAACAAGUGGUAUACCAGCUGAAUUAUUUCAUCUUGAAGAAUUAACAACACUUGAUUUGAGUCAUAAUAAUUUAAAAGAAAUACCAGAUGGUCUUGAACGUGCACGUUCAUUACUUAAUUUAAAUAUUAGUUAUAAUAAUAUUAAAACAAUACCAAAUACAUUAUUUAUACAUUUAACUGAUUUAUUAUUUUUGGAUUUAAGUAAUAAUCAAUUAGAAUCAUUACCACCACAAACACGUCGUUUAUUAAAUUUACAAACAUUAAUAUUAAAUAAUAAUCCACUUGGACAUUUUCAAUUACGUCAAUUACCAUCAUUAAUGAAUUUAACAACAUUACAAAUGCGUAAUACACAACGUACUGCAAAUAACAUUCCAUCAAGUCUUGAUAGUUUAACAAAUUUACAAGAACUUGAUUUAUCUGAAAAUUCAUUAAUACGUGUACCAGAUGCAUUAUAUUCAUUACAAAAUUUACGUCGUUUAAAUUUAAGUAAUAAUUUAAUAACUGAAUUAUCAACAACAAUUGAUAUGUGGCAAAAAUUAGAAACACUUAAUUUAUGUAGAAAUAAAUUAAAAUUAUUACCAACAACAAUAUGUAAAUUAACAACAUUACGUAAUUUAUAUUUAAAUGAUAAUGAAUUAGAUUUUGAUGGUAUACCAUCUGGUAUUGGUAAAUUAUCAUCAUUAACAAUAUUUUCAGCAGCUAAAAAUCAUUUAGAAAUGAUACCAGAAGGUUUAUGUCGUUGUGGUUCAUUAAAAAAAUUAAUAUUAUCAUCAAAUUAUUUAAUAACAGUACCAGAUGCAAUACAUUUAUUAAAUGAUUUAGAUACACUUGAUUUACGUGAUAAUCCAAAUUUAAUAAUGCCACCAAAACCAAUUGAAAUACAACGUGGUUCUGGUAUUGAAUUUUAUAAUAUUGAUUUUUCAUUACAACAUCAAUUACGUCUUGCUGGUGCAAAUAUACCACCACCAAUACAAACAAUAAAUAGUAGUAAAGAUCCAAUUGCACGUAAAAUGCGUUUACGUAGAAGACGUGAACAUGAACAAGAAGCUGAUCAAGAUCAAGCUAAAAUAUUAAAAGGCAUGAAAGAUAUUGCUAUUGAAAAAAAUUUUAUGAAUCAUGAUGAUAUUAAUGAUAAUAAUAAUAAUAAUAAUGAUGAUGAUAAUAAUAAUGGUGAUCAACAACAACAACAACGACAUAUUAAUAAAUGUAAUGAAUCAUUAAAGCCAAAAAGAUGGGAUGAAACAUUAGAAAAACCAUCAUUAGAUUAUUCAGAAAUAUUUGAUGAUGAUGCUGGACAAAUACCUGGUUUAUCAAUAUGGGAAAUUGAAAAUUUUUUACCAAAUCAAAUUGAUGAAGUUGCACAUGGUAAAUUUUAUGAGGGUGAUUGUUAUAUUAUAUUAAAAACAAUAAUUGAUGAUAGUGGAUCAUUAGUAUGGUCAAUAUAUUUUUGGAUUGGUGAUAAAGCAACACUUGAUAAACGUGCAUGUGCAGCAAUACAUGCUGUUAAUUUACGUAAUUUUUUAGGUGCACAAUGUCGUACAAUAAGAGAAGAACAAGGUGAUGAAUCAGAUGAUUUUUUAAUAUUAUUUGAUACUGGUAUAACAUAUAUUGAAGGUGGUAGAACAUCAUCUGGUUUUUAUACAAUUGAAGAUACACCAAUUAUUAGAAGAUUAUAUCGUGUACAUGGUGCUGGUUCAUCAAUACAUUUAGAACCAGUUGAUGUUAAUAUUGAAUCAUUUGAUUGUGAUUAUGUAUUUGUAUUUGAUAUUGGAUAUAAAAUAUUUAUGUGGUAUGGUAAAUAUGCUAAAAAUACAUUAAAAUCAAAAUCAAGAUUAAUGGCUGAAAAAAUUAAUAAAAAUGAAAGAAAAAAUAAAGCUGAUAUUAUUAUGGAAAUAAUGGGUAAUGAAUCAGAUGAAUUUUUAAAUUUAUUAGGUUACAAUAAUAAUAAUAAUGAUAAUAAUGAUAAUGAUAAUACAACAACAAUGACAAGACCAAUUAUUAAAAAACAUGUUGAUGAAAAUUUUACACCAAUAGUACCACGUUUAUAUCAAGUUAGACUUGGUAUGGGUUAUUUAGAAUUACCACAAGUUGAAGUACCACAUGGUAAAUUAACAAAUACAUUAUUAAAUAAUCGUAAUGUAUAUAUACUUGAUUGUUAUUUAGAUUUAUUUGUAUGGUUUGGUAAAAAAUCAACACGUCUUGUUAGAGCUGCUGCUGUUAAAUUAUCACAAGAAUUAUUUAAUAUGAUUAAUAGACCAAAUUAUGCAAUGAUAACACGUUUACAAGAAGGUACUGAAUCACAAAUAUUUAAAUCAAAAUUUACUGGUUGGGAUGAAGUUAUUGCUGUUGAUUUUACACGUACUGCUGAAUCUGUUGCUAAAACUGGUGCUGAUUUAAAUAAAUGGGCUAAAAAACAAGAUACUAAAGCUGAUCUUGCUGCAUUAUUUAUGCCACGUCAACCACAAAUGUCAAAUAUUGAAGCACAACAAUUAAUGAAUGAAUGGAGUGAUGAUUUAGAAGUUAUGGAAGCAUUUGUAUUGGAAAAAAGAAAAUUUGUUAGAUUACCUGAAGAAGAAUUGGGACAUUUUUAUAGUGAAGAUUGUUAUGUAUUUUUAUGUAGAUAUUGGAUGCCAAUUGAUGUACCAGAUAAUAAUAAUGAUGAUAAUAAUGAUGAACAACAAUCACAACAACAACAACAACAACAAUAUGAAGAUGAUUUUCAAUGUAUUGUUUAUUUUUGGCAAGGUAGAGAUGCUGGUAAUAUGGGAUGGUUAACAUUUACAUUUAGUAUGCAAAAAAAAUUUAAAACAUUAUUUGGUGAAAAAUUAGAAGUUGUUAGAACACAUCAACAACAAGAAAAUUUAAAAUUUAUGGCACAUUUUAAAAGAAAAUUUAUUAUACGUCAAGGUAAAAGAAAACAAAUUAAAACAAUUGAUAAUUCAAAUAGAGUUGAAUUUUUUCAAUUAAGAAGUAAUGGUAGUGCAUUAUGUACACGUUUAAUACAAAUUAAACCAGAUGCAACAUUAUUAAAUUCAGCAUUUUGUUAUAUAUUAAAUGUACCAUUUAAUAAUGAUGAAGAAACUGGUAUUGUUUAUGUAUGGAUUGGAUCAAAAUCUGAACCUGAUGAUGCUCGUCUUAUACAAGAUAUUGCUGAAGAAAUGUUUAAUAAUCCAUGGAUUAGUCUUCAAGUUCUUAAUGAAGGUGAAGAACCUGAUAAUUUCUUUUGGGUUGGUAUUGGUGGUAAAAAAGAAUAUGAUAAACAUGCUGAUUUUAUGAAUUAUACAAGAUUAUUUCGUUGUUCAAAUGAAAAAGGUUAUUUUGUUAUCAGUGAAAAAUGUACUGAUUUUUGUCAGGAUGAUUUAGCUGAUGAUGAUAUUAUGAUAUUGGAUAAUGGUGAACAAGUUUUUCUCUGGCUUGGUGCUCGUUGUUCUGAAGUGGAAAUUAAAUUGGCUUACAAAUCAGCACAAGUUUAUAUUCAACAUUUACGAGUUAAACAACCAGAUAAACCAAGAAAAUUAUUUUUAACUGCAAAAGGUAAAGAAUCACGAAGAUUUACAAAAUGUUUUCAUGGCUGGGGUCAACAUAAAAAACCACCAGAAUAAUUUUAAAAAAUAGUUUUUAAAAAAAAAAUUAAAAAAACACAGAAAGUCUCUCCAAUAUAUACAAGAUCUUCCAAUAUUUUUUUUUUUUUUUCAUUA
Aphidius gifuensis is the source of this 4706-nucleotide messenger RNA. It is a transcript of the gene fliI, whose product is annotated as protein flightless-1. The record is from RefSeq and is a predicted model, not a curated record. Lineage: Eukaryota; Metazoa; Arthropoda; Insecta; Hymenoptera; Braconidae. Gene Ontology annotation, molecular function: actin filament binding; phosphatidylinositol-4,5-bisphosphate binding. Gene Ontology annotation, cellular component: cytoplasm; actin cytoskeleton; nucleus. The coding region runs from base 735 to 4610 and encodes 1291 amino acids. The transcript is spliced from 5 exons. Gene Ontology annotation, biological process: barbed-end actin filament capping; myofibril assembly; actin polymerization or depolymerization.